Molecule: messenger RNA, 1021 nt
Organism: Brassica oleracea var. oleracea
Lineage: Eukaryota; Viridiplantae; Streptophyta; Magnoliopsida; Brassicales; Brassicaceae
Exons: 1
Coding region: 5-985 (326 amino acids)
Source: RefSeq, a predicted model, not a curated record
UGCAAUGCACUCUAGAUGUGCACUACGACGUGACGUAUCCGACGGAAAAGAACUCGAAGGAGAGCCUGAAGAAACAUAUGAAAAUACUAAAAUAUUUGAAGAUAAAGGUGAUGGAGUUAUACUGCAUCAGGGUCAUCCUUGUCAUCAAAUAAAACUUGAAAAGCAAUUCCAUGAUGAAAACAAGCAUUGUCAAGCGUGCGUGCUUCCGUUCUACGGUGAUGGUAAUGUGUAUUGUUGUAUGCAAUCAUGCGAUUUCAUUUUACAUGAAUCAUGUGCAUAUCUUCCCCGGGUGAAACAAUUUAUGCUACAUGUUCAUCCAUUGAUUCUAGAGCUCGCGUAUACCACAAGUUGCUUCAUGUGUAGGAAAUGUGACCGUAACUCAUGCGGUUUCGCGUAUGUGUGUCCGAUCGAGAGGUGUGAUUGGAAGCUAGACACGCUGUGUGCUUAUAUUUGUGAGCCGUUUAAUCAUUACUCUCAUCCACAUCCCUUGCUCAUAACUUGUGGUGAAUACACAAGCAUGUGGUGUUUCAUUUGUCGAUACCGACAGGAACAAUCUUUAAAUUGUGUUGAAUGCAGUUUUGUUCUGUGUUUUCGUUGUGCCACUCUUCCACAUAAAUUAAGGUACAAGCAUGAUGAGCAUUUGCUCGUUUUUUCGUACAAAGAACAUGCAGAUGAUGAUGAACUUUACUUGUGCGAAAUAUGCGAAAAAGAUGUAAUUCCGCAGAAAGGAUUAUAUGCCUGCAACGAGUGUGAAGUCACCCUCCACGUCGACUGUCUAUUGGGAAGGGAUCCGUAUAUGAAAUCCGGACAAACUGUUGUUACAUUUGGCAAGGAAACGAUUCAUUAUCUUCCAAACACUCAUCCAACUAGACCUAUAUGCAAAAUUUGCGGAAGGCAUUGUCCUUACAAAAUAAAGAUAAAGACAUCUAAUGGAGACCUUUUCUGUUCUUAUACUUGUUAUCAGGAACACUUAUAUAAUCUCUAGGUAUUUAGAGAUUUCUUUAUAAGUUAAUAAGCUGUA